AUGGCACGAAGCAUCACCGUCAUUCUGUACGCCGCAGCCUUGCUGGCAACAGCUGCUCACGCUCAGCCUGGCUACGGAUGGUGGGGCGGCAACGACGACCGCGACGGCUGCCCGCCAUGGGCAAGCGACUGUGAUGGCUCAGACGACAGUGGCAGCAGCGAUGGCUCGUCCUCGAACAGCGUGACCCAAACAGAGCUCUUCAACAACGCUGCCCAAUUCAGCAACGCAACUCGGAUCCUCAUCGCCCAUGCCGUCCUGGCAUCGCUCGUCUGGGUCAUGUUCAUCCCGUCCUUCGCCAUCCUGCUCCGCCUCAACCUGAAGAAUCCGAUCGUGCUGAAAAUCCACGCUGCUGGCCAAAUUCUCAGCUAUGUCAUCUACAUCGUUGCCGUCGGGAUGGGCAUCUGGAUCGCCCAACAGCUGGACCAGUACGCCGACGUCUGGAGCGAUCCUCACCCGCGGCUCGGCGUUGCGAUCCUGGCGUUGGCCUUGUUCCAACCCAUCUUCGGUGGCAUCCAUCAUUCCAUUUACAAAAAACGCGCCCGGAAUGUCCAUAGUGGCAAGCACACCAAACCUCCCGGCCGGACAGUCCCAGGCCACAUCCACCUCUGGCUCGGGCGAAGUCUGAUCGUGCUCGGCAUGAUCAAUGGCGGCCUAGGCAUCCGUCUGGCAUCAUUCAGCCCUUUCCAGACGAACGCGACAUCCACCAAGGUGAAGAUCGCUUAUGGUGUCGUUGCCGCGACCAUGUUCUUGCUCUACCUGUUCUUCGUGGUCGGGUUCGAGAUUAGAAGGGUGAGGAGCAGAGGGAGCGAGGGGGCAGGCAGGAGGGAGGAGGUCGUCAGGAACAGGAACAAGGACGGCGGACUGCCCAGCUACGACGAGAGCGAGGAGUCGGUCGGCAUGAGCACUCGGUCUGAGCGAACCCACAGGACCGUGUAA
Messenger RNA from Cladophialophora yegresii CBS 114405, 936 nucleotides. RefSeq lists its product as uncharacterized. The record is from RefSeq and is a predicted model, not a curated record. Lineage: Eukaryota; Fungi; Ascomycota; Eurotiomycetes; Chaetothyriales; Herpotrichiellaceae. Bases 1 to 936 code for a protein of 311 amino acids. The transcript has 2 exons.